Molecule: messenger RNA, 495 nt
Organism: Melospiza melodia melodia
Lineage: Eukaryota; Metazoa; Chordata; Aves; Passeriformes; Passerellidae
Product: small ubiquitin-related modifier 3-like
Exons: 4
Coding region: 1-285 (94 amino acids)
Biological process (GO): protein sumoylation
Cellular component (GO): nucleus
Molecular function (GO): protein tag activity; ubiquitin-like protein ligase binding
Source: RefSeq, a predicted model, not a curated record
AUGUCGGAGGAGAAGCCCCCGGAAGGUGUGAAAACGGAGAACGAGCACAUCGACCUGAGAGUUGCCGGGCAGGACGGCUCCGUGGUGCAGUUCAGAAUCAAGCGGCACACUCCGCUGAGCAAGCUCAUGCAGGCGUACUGCUGCCGACAGGGCUUGUCAAUGAGGUACAUUAUGUUCCUGUUUGAUGGAAAGCCCAUUAAAGAAGCAGACACACCUGCACAGCUGGAGAUGGAACAUGAUGACACGAUCGAAGUGUACCAGCAGCAGACAGGAGGAGGCUGCUAAGACACAGCAUCUUUUGGAGAACAGUUUGAGGGUCCUCAUCACACUCCGCUCUCUCAUCUCUCCUUGGAUUUGCUGUUUUAUUAGGGAACAGAUGAACAUGCCAAUCACACAGGGUUCUUUGAAACUUCUCAGGAUAUUUACCAAAGUUGCUUGUUGUCUUUGACGUUCUGUGUGCACAAGUCAAAAUAGUAUCUGCAGGGAUUGAGCUAU